Molecule: messenger RNA, 4283 nt
Organism: Oncorhynchus masou masou (cherry salmon)
Lineage: Eukaryota; Metazoa; Chordata; Actinopteri; Salmoniformes; Salmonidae
Product: zinc finger E-box-binding homeobox 2-like
Exons: 10
Coding region: 291-4085 (1264 amino acids)
Molecular function (GO): DNA binding
Source: RefSeq, a predicted model, not a curated record
CGUCCCCAGGUUUGUUUCCUGGAGUGUCUCAAAGAGAUCAGUCCUAACCUGCCCGAGCAGGAAUAACGGUCCUUCCGAACCACUAUUUCUAAGGCUUUAUUAUCGUUGCAAGGAUCCCUGCACAUUUCUCUCCGCAAUUGCUUACCGCGGCAGUCUUGUGUUAUCACUACAACCGAAGUCAACCGAAAAGAUACUACUAUACGAAAUCAGAUAUUGAGCCUGCGUGCUGCUGCUGCUGCUGAUUCAAGGAGUCGAGUCCAUGCGAGCUGCCAUCUGAUCCCCUCUUAUCAAUGAAGCACGAGAUCAUGGCGGAUGGCCCCAGGUGUAAGAGGCGAAAACAAGCCAACCCAAGAAGGAAAAACGCGUUGAAUUAUGAGAAUGUGAUGGACACUGGUUCGGAGACAGAGGAUGAGGACAAGCUGCUGGUAUCAGAGGAGGAUGGCCUACUCAACGGGGUGUGCAGCCCUGCCAGCCUGAAUAACCACGACGCUGGAUCCCCGAGGGUGGGCCAGGCCCUGACGACAAAGGAGGAUGAGGACGAUGACAUGAGGGACAGCGGAGUAGACCAUGUCUGGCAUGACAACGACAUGCUGCACGCCUCAGUCGACGGCACUGAUGAAAUGAAAGAUGAUUAUGACACUUUGGGGCCUGAUGCCCCUCUUCAGACAGUUGGAAACGGUACGGUUAAGAAUGUUGUUGAUUGCACUUCAGAGUUUGAGGACUUCUUCGCUACGCGUAGUAAGCUCCAGGAGGAGAGCCUGAGCGAGAGCCACAGCCACGUGGUCAGCAUCGCUGAGUACCUGCAGCGGGGCGACACUGCCAUCAUUUACCCAGAAGCACCCGAGGGAGAGGAGCUGUCCCGUCUGGGCACGCCCGAAGCGCUUGAAACAAACGGCCAGGAGGAAAAUGACCUGGAACCCAGACCUCCAGAUGCUUUCGCCCAACUGUUGACCUGCCCCUACUGCGACCGGGGCUACAAGCGCUUGACAUCGCUCAAGGAGCACAUCAAGUACCGCCACGAGAAGAACGAGGAGAACUUCGCCUGCCCCCUGUGCAACUACACGUUUGCUUACCGCACUCAACUUGAGCGACAUAUGGCCACGCACAAGCCCGACAGAGAUCAGCACCAACUGCUGAACCAGGGGGCUGGCAACCGCAAGUUCAAAUGCACAGAAUGUGGCAAGGCCUUCAAAUACAAGCACCAUCUGAAGGAACACCUGCGGAUUCACAGUGGUGAGAAGCCAUACGAAUGCCCAAACUGCAAGAAGCGCUUCUCCCACUCAGGCUCCUACAGCUCUCACAUCAGCAGCAAGAAGUGCAUCGGCCUUAUAGCAGUCAACGGGAGGAUGCGCAACAACAUGAAGACAGGCUCUUCCCCUACAUCAGCCUCGUCCUCCCCCACUAACACCGCCAUCACCCAGCUGAGACACAAGCUAGAGAACGGAAAUGGAAACGGCAAGCUCCUGGGCCACCAUCAGGACCAGAACAACCACCACCUGAACAUCAAAACAGAACCACUAGACUUCAACGACUACAAACUCAUGAUGGCCUCCCAUGGCUUCAGCGCACCUGCGCCCUUCAUGAACGGAGGGAUGGGGGGAAAUAGCAGCCCGCUAGGGAUCCACUGCUCAGCCCAGAGCCCCAUGCAGCACCUGGGGGUGGGGAUCGAACAACAGCUCCUUGGUUACCCGUCCCUGAGCAACAACCUGAGCGAGGUCCAGAAGGUGCUCCAGAUCGUGGACAACACUGUGUGCAGGCAGAAGAUGGACUGCAAACCGGAGGAGAUCUCCAGGCUCAAGGCUUACAUGAAGGAGCUCGGGAACCAGAUCGAGGAACAGAAACAGGGACUGACGUCACAGGGGGGUCACCAGAUUGGUCUGCCCGUCAUCAGCCAUAACGGUGCCACUAAAAGCAUCAUCGACUACACAUUAGAAAAAGUGAACGAAGCCAAAGCUUGUCUCCAGAGCUUGACCACGGACUCAAAGAGACAAAUUAGCACUAUCAAACGCGAGAAAUCCAACCACAUGCUAGAUUUAGGUACAGAGGAUAAGAUGCAUGAGAACAACAUUAUGUUUACACCCUUUGCUUGCCAAUACUGCAAAGAAGCCUUCCCAGGUCCAAUUCCCUUGCAUCAGCAUGAACGUUACCUGUGUAAAAUGAAUGAGGAGAUCAAGACAGUUCUCCAGACUAGCGAGAACCUUAUGCCCACAAAACAGGGGAUGUUUACAGAGAAGCAUGCCCUCCUGCUCUCGUCCAUGCUGUCUGAGAAAAGCCCCAUCAACCCGUACAAGGACCACAUGUCAGUGCUCAAGGCCUACUUCGCUAUGAACAUGGAGCCCAAUUCAGAGGAACUACUGAAGAUCUCCAUAGCAGUCGGCCUUCCUCAGGAAUUCGUCAAAGAGUGGUUCGAGCAGAGGAAAGUUUACCAGUACGGCACCCCAAGAACUCCACCAUUAGAACAACAACGGAACAACCAUGCAGAUAUGGUUCUAGCCGCAAACAACCACAACCACACUCCCUCUAAAGACUCAAUGGCAGCGAGAUCCCCAGUGUCCCUGAUCAAGUCUAAUAACCGUGACCGCAACCGUGACCACCAUAUCACGUCCCCCUCCAUUGCAGAGCUCCAUAACAACGUCAACAACUGUGAGAACCAGCUCAGACUCAUGAAAGCUAACACGUUCAGUGGACACACCAAACACAUGGGUGACCACUCCAAAUUGGACCACCAGUCAAGGAGCAGCACACCUUCUCCUUUGAACCUUUCCUCCACAUCUUCCAAAAACUCCCAGAGUAGCUCAUAUACUCCAAACAGCCUGAUGUCUGAGGACCUGAACCUCAACAUGAACCUGUCUGAACAACCACUGGACCUGUCACUGCCAAAGCUCAUGAAGGAGCCCAAACAUGCCAUGACCGUGAAGAGCAGACCUAAACUAAACGGUAUUAACCACCAUGACCACUCCAGUGUUCCCUCCCCACGAGAACACUUCGAAGAGCCACUUAACCUGGCCUAUCUCAAGAAGGAGUUUGAAGCCAGAGGCCAGAACCACCACAAUGGAGACCUCAACAAAAGCACCAGCCCCUUGUUCGGGAUGAACCCCUUCGGUGCCAAACCUAUGUACACGUCGCUUCCGCAACAGAGCGCAUUCCCACCGGCCACCUUCAUGUCUCCGAUGCAGGCCAGCAUGCCUGGGCUGAGGCCGUACCCAGGGCUGGAGCAGAUGGGCUUCCUACCACACAUGGCCUACACUUAUGCAACAGGAGCAGCUACCUUUGCUGAGAUGCAGCAGCAGCAGAGGAGAAAAUACCAGCGAAAGCCUGGUUUCCAGGGGGAGCUGCUAGACGGAACAGCAGAUUACAUGUCAGGACUGGAUGACAUGACCGAUUCAGACUCCUGUCUGUCCCGGAAGAAGAUUAAGAAGACAGAAAGUGGUAUGUACGCGUGUGACUUGUGCGACAAAACAUUCCAGAAGAGCAGUUCCCUCCUAAGACACAAAUAUGAACACACAGGUAAACGGCCACAUCAGUGUCAAAUCUGCAAGAAGGCAUUCAAACACAAGCACCACCUUAUAGAACAUUCACGACUGCACUCUGGCGAGAAACCGUACCAGUGUGACAAGUGCGGGAAGCGCUUCUCUCACUCGGGCUCCUACUCCCAGCACAUGAACCACCGUUACUCUUACUGCAAGAGGGAGGCCGAGGAGAGGGAGGCGGCCGAGAGAGAGGCCCGGGAGAAGGGCCACCUCGAGCCCACAGAGCUACUAUUGAGCCGGGCCUACUUACAGGGCAUGAAUCCUCAGGGCUACCCCGACCUGGAGGACCGCGAGGGCAUUCUGAGGGAAGGAGGGAUGAACGGAGGCAUGAGAGAUCGUCAGAAGGAAGUUGAAGGAACGUACGCGAAAAUAGGACGUAGGGAAGAGGACUUUGAGGAGGAGGAAGAGGAGAGCGAGAACAAGAGCAUGGACACAGAUCCAGACAUGUUGAGGGAUGAGGAGGAGAACGGCGAGCACUCGAUGGACGAUAGUUCGUUGGACGGGAAAACAGAAACCAAAUCGGAUCACGAGGACAAUAUGGAGGAUGGCAUGUAAUAAAACUACUGCAUUUAAAAAGCUUCCCAUCUUACUUUUCUGUUCAUUAUUGUUACCUGCUUGGUUUUUAACGCUGCUGUGUUGAAGCUGUACAUGCACGUGCCUGAAGCUUCUAGGAAGCUUUGUAUUGAAGGACUCAAAGGGUGGUGGUUGUAUAUGUCUGCCCAAGGAGACAUUGAUUUGAAGUUUGAUUUUGGG